CGUAAACAGAUUCCAAAACUGUCUCAAUGAGCAGGUUUUUAUCGUUUAUUUUUCCUCCAAAAGCUAAUUUCUACCGGUCAAAGUUAUGCAAACUUGGAGUCUCGUAUCCAUUUGUGUUUUGCUGGGCGUUGUUGUGAGAUGGGGAGUUUCGCUAAAUUCUUAUUCAGGGGCGGGGAAGCCUCCCAUGUUUGGCGACUAUGAAGCUCAAAGGCACUGGCAAGAAGUGACCUACAACCUCCCUCUCCAGGAAUGGUACUUUAACACCACAGACAAUGACUUGAACUACUGGGGUCUUGACUACCCUCCUCUUACUGCCUACCACAGCUGGAUCUGUGCUUAUAUAGCCAAGACCAUAAACCCUGAGUGGGUGGAGCUCCACAAAUCCAGAGGUUAUGAAAGCCCAGCACACAAGUUAUUCAUGAGAGCUACAGUCCUGGUGGCAGAUUUGUUGAUAUACAUCCCUGCUGUAGUUUUAUACUGUUUAUACCUGACGGAUGGAUCCCCUAAGAAAAAGGUUUCAACUCUGUUCUGCUUCCUGCUCUACCCAGGACUAAUUCUCAUUGACUACGGCCAUUUCCAGUACAAUGGAGUCAGCCAGGGCUUUGCUCUGUGGGGGGUUCUGGCUCUGGGUCUGGGCUGGGAUGUGUCGGGUUCCAUGGCCUUCUCCCUGGCUCUCAACUACAAACAAAUGGAACUGUACCACGCUCUGCCCUUCUUCUGCUACCUGCUGGGAAAGUGUGUCAAAUUGGGUCUGAUGGGAAGAGGGCUUUUCUUGUUGGUGAGAAUUGCUGUAACAGUGUUGGUGACUUUUGCCCUCUGCUGGCUGCCCUUCCUGUCUGACCUCAACCAGGCCUUGCAGGUGGUUAGGAGGAUCUUUCCCGUGGCUCGUGGUCUGUUUGAGGAUAAGGUGGCAAAUACAUGGUGCAGCUUGAACCUCCUGAUAAAGAUCAGAUCCAUUCUGCCCAGUCAGUCUCAGCUCUACCUCAGUUUUGCCUGCACUCUUCUGGCAGUCCUACCUUCCUCUAUCAGACUUCUGACAAAGCCCACCUUCUGGCAGUUUAAACUGGCCUUGGUCAAUUCGUCUCUGGCAUUUUUCCUCUUCUCCUAUCAAGUCCACGAGAAGUCCAUCCUUUUGGCUGCCUUGCCUGUCUGCCUCCUGCUGAAUGACCUGCCCCUGAUGGUAAUUUGGUUCCUGCAGGCAUCAUCAUUCAGCAUGCUGCCACUGUUUCUGAAGGAUGGUCUGCUGGUGCCCUACGUUGUGACCUCACUGGCCUUCCUCUUCUUCAGCAUCUAUCUCCUGUCUGCACUGGAGCACAGCUCAGAGGAAGAGCUGAGACUGGGUGCCUACCAUAAGCUGUUCUUCUGCCUACCCAAAAUGGACCUGGCGUGUAUAGUGAGAUGGAAGUUCUACAUCAGCGUUGCAGCCAUGGCUGGUUUGAGCAUUGCGUUUGUAGUUCUGGUCCCGCCGCCACAUCUACCUGACUUGUUUCCUGUGUUGGUGUCAACCACUGCUUGCGUGCACUUCCUGGGGACAUUUAUAUAUUUCAACAUUGUCCAGUUCAGCGGGCCACCCAGCAGAAAGAACCAGAAGAAGAACAACUGAAUGAUGCAAAUUGCCAAACCACAAGUUUUUGAACUCAUUUUGCUUCAGGAAAGCCAGUGUUACACUUUGGGGUAUAUCUCCUCUUAACGUGCAUGAAGCCUUUCACUCGCUCCAUCAUGUUCCAAAUACAAAUAGCACAGUGCUUAUUAAGGCAUUGUGUUGGCUAGAAAAUUUACUGUACUACAAAAUGCCGAUUCAGAGAAGCUGUGACAUCAAGUGAAAGGAAAGGGUACUGGUAUUUUUGGACCAACUAAUUUUGUGAAAUUAUAAAAUGAAUAAAACAUCACUCAAGUCAGCUUUUACUCAAAGUAUUUCUCCAUUAACCACAUAAACUAGUUCAUGUGAAAUGGGCUAUACCUCCAUUCUUGAAUUAUUUUUGUUUGGACCAUUGCUACUGGGCUAUUUCGGCCAUUUGGCGACAUCACAAGUAAACAUGCAGUAGACGAGCAAUGUACAGCCCACACAUUUGACUUCAGAUAGCUCAGUGUCUGUAAGCUCAAGCUACAGGAGAUGGCCACAAUAAUAGGAACACCUGCUGUAAUGUUAUGUUAAGACCUUGUCGGAGAGGUGCCGAUUUAAUUUUUUGAUAAUGCUUAAAGCCAUAGUGGUGGUGUUAGAUUUAAUGAUAUUGUAAGGUGUUCAAGUUAUUUUGUCCACCCCCAGUACCUCCCUUGGGGAUUGUGAUUAAACUCACAAAUGAUGGGACUGUACUCAGGUCUAUUAGUAAUAGUUGUUCAUUCUCUAUUCAUGUGGAAUGUUUUUUUUACGGUUUUCUACUGUAUAUUUUUAUCCAUCAUUGAAGUUAUUUUGUACAAAGUUAGUUUUUGUGAAAAUAAAUAAAAAUUCUCAAUGA
This is a messenger RNA of Seriola aureovittata, 2456 nucleotides long. It is a transcript of the gene alg6, whose product is annotated as ALG6 alpha-1,3-glucosyltransferase. Gene Ontology annotation, cellular component: endoplasmic reticulum membrane. NCBI's taxonomy places the organism in Eukaryota, Metazoa, Chordata, Actinopteri, Carangiformes, Carangidae. The record is from RefSeq and is a predicted model, not a curated record. The transcript has 14 exons. The coding region runs from base 86 to 1603 and encodes 505 amino acids. Gene Ontology annotation, molecular function: dolichyl pyrophosphate Man9GlcNAc2 alpha-1,3-glucosyltransferase activity. Gene Ontology annotation, biological process: protein N-linked glycosylation.